Messenger RNA from Talaromyces proteolyticus, 537 nucleotides. RefSeq lists its product as uncharacterized. The record is from RefSeq and is a predicted model, not a curated record. Bases 1 to 537 code for a protein of 178 amino acids. Lineage: Eukaryota; Fungi; Ascomycota; Eurotiomycetes; Eurotiales; Trichocomaceae. The transcript is spliced from 2 exons.
AUGGCGGAACAACAGCUGAUUGAACAGUCGCCUUCUUCGCACUUUACUGAGGAUCAUGAAAGGACAGAAUUGUUUUCUGCAGUUCUCUCGACACUUGAUAGAGAACAGUUGCCUCUGCUUGCGGAGCGCGCCAUUCUACAGUGCCUCCAAUCACCAUAUCGAACCACCAAUGCGAAACCAUCAUUCGGCAAGCCUCUCCUCGACACCACCCACUCACGCCGAAUCUGCGCCCUCGAGAACAUCGCCUCGGCAAUGGUGCAGCUGGAUAGGUUUUCAUUUAGAUCUGGCGGUCGUCUUCUCUUUGGAAGCGAUGGCAACCCAUAUGGUAUCGGGUCUAUACGACGAGUUGAUCACAAGGCUAUGCUUGACCGAUGGUUCCUUCAUAAGGAUCUAGACUAUGACCUUAUACAUAUCGAGUGUGCGGCAUCCAGCUACCAAAAGCAUACUACACCCACAUUCUCGACAUGCACCCCGACAGAAACCGGUUCCCAAGGGUCUCGUGAUGCUCUUGCGCCAGCUGAUCAGCUGGAUCUCUGA